ACGGGAACGACUUCGAAGUAUGUGUCACGAUCCUCGCACGCGAAUCAAGAGCACAGAUUUCAGGCACUCAUGAAGAAAGUGCAUGAAGCUCGACCGGAUUUUGAAGGAGCCAUUGCUUUCAUUGAUCACUUGGGAAGACAGGUGAUCGUCAACAGCGACAAAACUGUUCGCGAUGCUCUUGAGCAAGCUAAGGGAAAACUGAAGCUUCACACCACACUCAUCGAUGGCCAGAUCGUUUCCGCCGCCGAACUCGCCGGUAGAACGACUCGCUCCCAUAGUGUUCCACCGACGAAUCGUGGCUAUCACUCAUAUCCGCCAGCACAUUCACGAUCACCGUCCUCCAUGGAGUCUGCUCCUACGACCUACCGCAAUCGGACUGGAUCACAACCACCGACUCAGACUGCGGGUAAUUCAGAAUCGUUUCUACAACAUCGUGGCUCUCAUGAUGGACUACAGGCACCUUCAUCGGGUUAUGGCUACAAGUACUCGCCCUAUGUAUCGUAUUCACAGAACCUACUUUAUGGAAUGCCACCACACAAUGGAAUGCUCUUAAGAUUUCUGGCCAGUCCAUUUCCAUUUGGUGGUUAUCAUCGAAGUUUUAUUGGUCCCAACAAAUAUCACCGCUUCGGCGGCUGGGGUGGUCAUGAGUACUACUCAUCAUCCUGGGGUCCAAUCUGGUAA
Messenger RNA from Angiostrongylus costaricensis, 681 nucleotides. The record is from the annotation of a GenBank genome assembly. NCBI's taxonomy places the organism in Eukaryota, Metazoa, Nematoda, Chromadorea, Rhabditida, Metastrongylidae.